AUGGAACCGUCUUGUGCUUUCCAACUCGAGGUUUCCCCCAAGUUGGCCAUGGUCUAUGGUUUCACUCUGACUGAAAAGUAUCUCAUCGCUGCCGCGCAAAGAUGUGUCGUGUAUAGCCAUGAUACCCUCCGCCCGGGAAAACAAGCCGAGUUUGAUAUUGGGCUAAACUGGGAGGUGAAGUGCUACCCGGAGUCUACCCUCUUGCUUGUUGCUACAUGGGAUGCCGCUGGCAAGGACUUUAUCGGGGGCGGGAUGGCAAAUUCUGUUGCAUUCAUCAACAAGUCCCAAUAUGCAUCUAGUUCUACCUAUGGUAGCGAGAUUCUGCUAUGGCAGCGAGAGAAGCAAGAGCCUACUCACACUCUCCAGGGUCAUACAGGGCGGAUAAACCGGCUAGAAAGCAUGGAGAGCAUGUUGUUUUCUGCAUCUGAGGAUGGAACUGUACGAAUUUGGAACGCAACGUCCGGCGAAUGUAUUCAAGUGUUGGAAAGGCACCCGGAGGACACCUCGAUUCUGAAAUUUAGCCCUGAUGGCUCUCUCCUUCGUGCUGGCGGCGGCACUGGUCAAGUUCGCAUUUGGGACUGGAAGAAUGGGUAA
Clonostachys byssicola is the source of this 594-nucleotide messenger RNA. NCBI's taxonomy places the organism in Eukaryota, Fungi, Ascomycota, Sordariomycetes, Hypocreales, Bionectriaceae. The record is from the annotation of a GenBank genome assembly.